Molecule: messenger RNA, 921 nt
Organism: Scleropages formosus (Asian bonytongue)
Lineage: Eukaryota; Metazoa; Chordata; Actinopteri; Osteoglossiformes; Osteoglossidae
Exons: 9
Coding region: 1-882 (293 amino acids)
Source: RefSeq, a predicted model, not a curated record
AUGACGUGCCCCUCUCCGACAGAGCUUCGAAAGAACUUUAUUUUUUCUACAGUCGUUGAGGAUGAGGAUGAAAGAACUCGUCUUCAAGGGGAAAAUAAACCAAGGAGGCUUCAUACAGAUCCAGAUAAAGAUAUUCUCCUUGGCAUCCCUACUGACACUGAACACACGGGUGUCUGUGAUGUGGAACUUCAGGAAUCCCAGUUUUUCAUUUUGGACCCCUCCAUGAGGCCCAAACUUCCACUUAGCCUGCAGUCAGAGUCACAGCCUGCCCCCAGCAUAUGGUCAGAUCCUCCUGUCCACCCCAGUCUCCAAGAUUCAGUUGCAGAGGCCCUUGUGCCCCAGCGCCAGGGCUCCUGGGACAUGGUGAACCAGGGUGCAGGAGAAAAAAUGCAGUGUACAGAUGAAGUGGACGACAAAGGCAGCUGCAUUCCAGAGGUAGUGAUCACACAGGCAGAUGAGCUUUUCUGUGCCCAUAACAAGGGAGAGCAGCUGGUGGUGGAGAAGCCACGUGAUGGCAAGCAGACUGAGGAGACUGAGAGGGUAGUUUUUGUGGACACAGUCAGUAGCUAUGGUGAUGGAGGGGAUAUCAGCUGUAGUGACCAGCAGUCCCUGAAAAGUGACAGCAUCUCCCUGACCAGUGAAGCUACAGUCUCAGGGAAGAGUUACGGGGAGCAGGACUGUCAGGAGGAUGAUGCCAGGAGUGUAACUGCAUCCUCAGUCACGUCCCUGUUCCAGCGGCUGCAGAUGGACCCUCUGGAGCGCGAGUGGCUCCGUUUCGCCGCCCUGGGGAAUGCUGCGGCUCUGCGCCAGCUCCUCAGCCAGGACCCAACCCUUGCUUCCAAAAAGGACUUCAUCACUGGGUUUGUAAGUAUCCAUUUUUAAUGCACAGACAAUUAAUGAUAUUUUUGAUUAUACUGCUGU